UUAUUCGUUUUAGGUCAACGUCGACGUAUGAUAAGAAUAUAAUGACUGUCUGAUAAGAUUAUACUCGCAUGGUUGUAUACAAAUCAAUUUAUAUAUUAAGAAAUGUACAAUAAUAAUUUUCUUCUCUUUGUUUUCUGUCUUUGGAUAUCUUCUUCAUCUAGUAGUUGCCCUAAUGGCUGGACACGUCAUGAUGCAUCAUGCUACCAUUUCAGUCACGAUACCGAGUCAAUGCCUGUCGCUGCAAUUGUUUGUCAACAAAUGGGAGGAUUGCUUGCUGAGAUAGAGUCUCCGGAGGAAGGUGGUUUUCUGUCCGCACAAGCAAAAAGUCUUAAUCAUGACUUUUGGAUCGCCCUAAGUGAUAUUCAAGAGGAAGGUAUCUGGCUUUGGUAUGGCAGUAAAACUCCACUGGCAACGACAGGGUACAAGAACUGGGCUAACCAUGAGCCAGACAACUAUAAUGGGGAUGAAAACUGUGCUCUCUUGGGAAAGAGUGCGGGACAAUGGUGGGACAAUCCGUGCCAUAACUUUAAACGCUAUAUCUGCGAGAAAACGGAUGAACCAGGUGAAAUUGUUGGCUAGUCCAUGCAUAGCAGUUCUCACACGAGUAUGUGUCCAUUUGUUUAAUAUUGACUUAAUAUAAAAAAAAAUUAUGAGUAAUAAAUAUACCAAGUGAGAUAUAUGUUUGGGUUUAUUCUUUAACGUACCGGUUUUAAAUAAUACAAUUAUGGAAGUAGUAACAUAUUUUUUUUAUUAAGAGGCCCUCGUAGAUAAGAAGGCAUGGUAUGUUUGUUUCGUUUAUAACAUACCUGUCUAUAUG
Molecule: messenger RNA, 817 nt
Organism: Mercenaria mercenaria
Lineage: Eukaryota; Metazoa; Mollusca; Bivalvia; Venerida; Veneridae
Product: C-type lectin domain family 4 member M-like
Exons: 5
Coding region: 103-579 (158 amino acids)
Source: RefSeq, a predicted model, not a curated record